AUGAGCGAACGAACACAACAACUCGUCUCCGUAGCCCAACUGCUUGGCCUUUCCGGCGCCUCUGCACUAUCAGCAUACAUCGCUUCUUUCAGCCUCAUCGGCAUUCCCGCCUGCCAGAUGGCCCCCAUCGACCUACAGGCGAAGCAAUGGAGUCGUAUCUACCACAUCGGCAAGGACAGUGUGCCUCCUUUUGCCAUCGCCCUCUCCGGUAGCUUUGCGUUCCUUGCAUAUCAUUUCCGACACGCACAAGGCAGAUUCCCCAUCCCACCCGUCGUGCUGUACAGUCUUGCUGCCGUCCUACCUCCAUCUGUUGUGGGCUUCACUUUCACAGUCAUGUGGAACGGUGUUCAAGCGCUCGAAGCGAAGGCUGCUGGAAACGCUGAUGCCCCAAGCGAGGCAGAGACCAAGUCGUUGGUUGCGAAAUGGAAAGUCCAGAACUAUGUGCGGUCGGCGAUUGUUGGGAGUGCGGCGGUGUUGGGUGCUGUUGCUUUGCUUUCUUGA
Messenger RNA from Zasmidium cellare ATCC 36951, 501 nucleotides. RefSeq lists its product as uncharacterized. The transcript has 3 exons. Bases 1 to 501 code for a protein of 166 amino acids. The record is from RefSeq and is a predicted model, not a curated record. NCBI's taxonomy places the organism in Eukaryota, Fungi, Ascomycota, Dothideomycetes, Mycosphaerellales, Mycosphaerellaceae.